Molecule: messenger RNA, 2630 nt
Organism: Aphanomyces invadans
Lineage: Eukaryota; Oomycota; Saprolegniomycetes; Saprolegniales; Verrucalvaceae
Exons: 11
Coding region: 207-2630 (807 amino acids)
Source: RefSeq, a predicted model, not a curated record
CCCAAUCAGAGUUAAGAUGGCGACACAGGAGCGCCUGCCAUGCUGCGGGGGCGGUGCUACAUGGUCAGACGAUCAGCAUGAAAUUCCUGACGUGGAUAUGCGCAGAGUUCAUAUUCAGGGCAAAGGAGAAUGCUCGAUUCCUUCUAUCCUUCGAUGAUGGCAGGUACCCCCAACGCUUUUGACUCCUUCAAGGUUUCCCGUCUGGCAUGUGUCGCGACCUUUCGAAAUUCGAACACACCGAAAGUUUACCGAAAAAAUUGAAGCAGGUGCUUGGGUUGGCGCCAUCGUCGAGCCUUGGCCUCUUGGAUGUCGUUCCUGCUGUCGGCACGCUGUGCGUCGCGUUGCCAAUGUAUGUCGCCACGGCGUUUCCAAGCGUUCCAGGUGGCGACAGCGGUGAACUCAUCGCGGAAGCGUGCAAGGCGAAAGGCGGGGUCGCGCACCCGCCUGGUUACCCACUGUACCUCCUCCUCUUGCAAGCUGCGUUCAAACUUGAAGUGCUGGACGGGUUGACUCCAGCGUACAUUGCCAACGUCGAGAACGCACUGUUCGCGGCGGUCGCCGCUGCCUCGAUCACGCAUUUCGUGUACCUGUACACGAACAAAGCAAACGCAUUCGCUGCCAUCGCGAGCGGUCUCAUGUUUGCAUUUGCGCCACUGACGUGGGAGUAUGCUGCCGGCGCCGAAGUCUUUGCUCUCAACAACAUGCUCCUCGCCGUGUUGUUUGUCCUUUGCGCAGUCUUCAAGAGGUCGCACAGCAUCUUUGCCGCAUCCGUUGGCGCGCUCAUAUGUGGUUUGGCUCUGUCUAACCAACACACUGCCAUUUUGUACGAAGUGCCCAUGAUCGCUUGGAUGCUGUGGCACGGUCGAUAUGUGUUCCGCUGGUACCAUAUCUUUUGCAUGGGCAUGCUGUUUGUCGCGGGAUUGACGCCGUACGUGCACCUCAUGCAUGAGUCGGAAACGCCAUCGAGAGGAUCGUGGGGGAAUGCAUCAAGCUGGAUCGGGCUCCUCCGUCACUUGGUACGCGAAGAGUACGGCACGUUCAAGCUGUCGCCAAUCACGUCCACGAAUCUAACCGAGACGCCAUGGGAGCGAGGGCUGUUGUACCUUCAAGACGCCCGCGAACAAUUCGUCGGCAUCGGGUUCAUCUUGGCCCUCCUUGGGUUGUGGCGCGCUGAGGGCCCUGCCGACGAGACAUCGCGUCCUCUGACCGACUCGUCCGCUCCCUCGACGACCACCCGUCCUGCCUCCACGGAGCCUACUACUGCCACGCCCGAGCAGCGCGCGCUGGAUGACUUGCUCCUGCUCACCUUUCUACACUACUUGGUGUGCUUCAACUCGUUGGCGAACUUGCCGUUGUACAUUCCGUUGACGCGCUCGAUCCACAGCCGAUUCUGGAUGCAGCCCAACAUGGUGAUUGCCAUGUUCCUCGGCAUUGGACUCGCUCGGAUGCAAGGCAACGUCGUUCGCAGCCUCCCGUCGUUUCUUCCGACGUGGACAAGUCGGUUUGUCGUAAUUGCUUCGUCGUUGGGGCUCGUGGGGCUGCAAAUGUCGACUCACUAUCCCCAGUCCAACCACAGCAAGUCGGGCGUGGUGAUUUCGUCCUACGGCAACGCAUUGCUCGACACGCUGCCGCCCAACUCGGUGCUGCUGUCCUACACCGACAUCAACUGGAACAGCGUGCGGUACUUGCAAGAGUGCGAGAAGAAGCGGCCGGAUGUGACGCACCUCAACUUUCAGCUCAUGCCGUACAGCUGGUACAGCCGCCAGCACGACCUGUACCCUGGAAUUACGUUUCCGCCGUUGAUUCAAGGCGUGUCCACCGAGCGCGGGAGCAAAGGGUUUGAGCAGCUCACGCGCCGGUUUGUCAUGCAAAACAUGUACGCCCUCAACAUGUACUUGGACCUGCACGCCGUGAACGAAUCGGCACUGGGCAAAGACGGGUACUACAAUGGGUUUUACGUGACGCCGCACGGGAUGCUGUGGAAGAUCCACGAGCAGAAAAAGAUGCCGACGUAUUCCACGUGGAACAAAGAGUCGAAAGCGCUCUUUCGCAUGUACAACCAGAGCUUUGCGUUGGCGCAUUCGGCCAAGUACCCGACAGGGUCGUGGGAAUACGUUGCGCGCAAGAUUUACUUUGACGGACUCUACCAAAAGGCGCUCCACAGUUUGCAGUACUGGAUCGACCGGACGGCCAAGAAGGGCAAAGAUGUCACGUACGACGACUUGGAUGGGUACAUGUUUGGCCUACGGGACAUUGUCAAGGCGCUCAACGGGAUCUACCACAUUGCGCUGCCGGCGCAGUGCGUGACGUACCCGCGCAAAGACAUUGUCAAGAACUUGGCGUUGACGUAUGUUCGGUACCAUGGCGCGCUCGUGUUGGCGGAGCGCCAACCCGCGCGCGACUUGCCCAUUUCGAAGCAGUUGGUUCACGACGUCAAGGUCGAAGCUGUGCGCAUCUCGAACGAGUUUCUCGAGCUCAGUCCAAAGGACAAAGACAUCGAAGUGUUUCAAACGUUUGUGGACACGGUCGACAACCCCGAGGCAACCGCGGCGGAAGCAUCCGCCAAAAAGGUCAAGAAGACGAAAAAGAAGAAGGCGCGACCUCAUCAAGUCGUUGAGGAAGAAUUGUAA